Messenger RNA from Fusarium oxysporum Fo47, 738 nucleotides. RefSeq lists its product as uncharacterized. Lineage: Eukaryota; Fungi; Ascomycota; Sordariomycetes; Hypocreales; Nectriaceae. The transcript has a single exon. The record is from RefSeq and is a predicted model, not a curated record. Bases 1 to 738 code for a protein of 245 amino acids.
AUGACUGGCUUGCUGGUUUCUUCCGGCUCGAGUGCUAAGGCCGUCGUUGACACAACCAAAGACUUCCUAAGAUGCUACAAGAAUCACGCUUUGACAAAACAGUCGAUAACCGUUCCAGAGCCCGUGUAUCCCACCAAAUCCUUCAGCAUUUCCCUUGAUGGGAAACUGCUCUAUUCUCCCCCUAGUAGCACGAAGCUCGAGAUCUCCCCACUAGCAUAUGCCGUCAUUGAAGGAGAAAGCACGGUGAUUUCUGAGCUCCUGGCCGGUUUGAAGCAGAGCAUGCAGAGCACGCAGUUUCAGGAUGAGAUCGACAAUGCUCUGUUUCUGGCUGACUUUUUCGGACAAGAAGAAGCGAGCGAUUUGCUUCUGGAAUAUAGACCCGACCCAGGACGUAGGCAUUCGUCCAAUGGUCUACAUGGUGCCACGGGCCGGGGUCUUGAGGAAGAGAUCCUCGAAUAUAUCUGGUUUUCUGGCGCUGAACCUGAUGUUUUGGAUGGGUUUGGCGCUACGCCAAUCAUGUAUGCGAUGCAGUUGCCGGCACCGCAUGAUUGGGGGAUCACCGAGCUUCUCAUUGAGGAAGGAGCGGAUCCAUGCUACGGUAUCUGUAUUGGUGGCGUCUCUUGGCCCUAUCCCGACAUCUCAAAGGCUAUGGGCAAGCCGGAUCUAACGAAGCUAUUGGAAGAAGCAAUCUUGGAAAUGUCAGAAGACGAGGAAACAGAUGUCCCGUCGCGGCGUUGA